AUGGAGAUACCCUUAUGCCCAUACUUGCAUACCUCUAUUGAAGACUUGACGACGCUUAGCGGUUUGCCAAACAAUGCAACUUUGGAAAUGGUUCCGGCUUCUGAGACAGAUGCUAAGACGGUAGCUACAAUUGCUCUACAGGUUCCUGAACAUGGUAGAAUAGAAAAGCAAUUUGCUGUUUCUGAAUCAUUGCUGUCAGUGCUGCAAGCCUUUUCACCGCUGUUUGGUGAGGACUUGACGAUAUCUCAAGACGAAUUCGUCCCUUGCUGUUUUUAUAUGAAUCGUCAGUACCUGGGUGAAGAGGAGUUGAAACGAGUCACGCUUUCUUCUAUAGGAAUAGCAUCGGGGAGAUGUCUCAUCAGAUACCAGCGUCUACCUCUUACGGAGGAACAGAGAGCGGAAAUCGCUUGGAGACUAGCAGAGGACGCUGCGAGAAAAGAAGCAUUGUUAUCGCAUUACGCUCAGAAGAAAACGGAAAAUGAGGUUAGGGCUCAACUGGAAGCUACUCGUUUAGCGCAGUUUGAGGAGGAUAUCAGAUUGGAGCGAGAAAGAAAGCAAGCGGAGCAGCCUCACACUUCUCAUGCACCAGAAGAUGUAGAACAGCCAAUCAAUCACCCGCUUGUCCGCGACAUACUGGGUAACCCUCCUCAAAAUCAGAGCGGAUGGUCCUUUGAUGCACCUAUAUUCUCUUCUACACCCGGGACAGUUAGUACCGAUCGAUUAACCAGCUUGAAUCGGCUUCUUAAUCAGGUGGACAACUCCCUUAACAGUCCAAAUGUUCAGCAGAACGACAGGAUUACAAACAUCCUAGCUGAUGAGGGUAGAGUUCCUCUUUCACGCAUAGCAGUUGAGGCUAUGGAAGAGGACAAUGUUACAACUGCAGUCCCAACGGUAUCCUUCGUUGCGCCAUGUGAUCGUCAAUCUGUGAUAUUCUUUCGGGAGGUUGAACCAGAUACAGUGGAUACACAGCUUACUGAAGAAUUUUUCGAAGUUGGAUUGGAUGAUCUUAAGAGUAGACAGAAAGAACUGCAUGAUGAAGUUCGAAUGCUGACUCAGCGAGCAUUGAUUCCAAAAGUUUACAUAAACAGAAAAAAUCGAGAAGCCAAACUCAGUGCCUACUGUCAUACCGUGAUACGAAUUCCCAUUGGGCAGGAACGUUUAAUACAAGCACAGUUCAAAAGCGCAGAGCCGAUUUCGCGUCUGUAUGAGUGGGUGCGUAGUGUUUUGACACGAAAUGUUCAAUUCUCCUUGCAUCUGGUCCUCAACGAACCUGUUGAGGAUACUGACGCAAAGAACUUCGUUGACGUGGAUAUGGCGCCAAAAUCUACGGUCUUUUUAAAGCUCAAAGACUCAAAGAUUGACAUCGAUAUGUUGAUAAGUAAAAAUCUUCUGGAGUGUACCAAUGAAGAAGCAAACAAACUCAGUGCGGACUGGUAAGU
Strongylus vulgaris is the source of this 1439-nucleotide messenger RNA. Lineage: Eukaryota; Metazoa; Nematoda; Chromadorea; Rhabditida; Strongylidae. The record is from the annotation of a GenBank genome assembly.